Messenger RNA from Apaloderma vittatum (bar-tailed trogon), 1429 nucleotides. RefSeq names its product serine/threonine kinase 4 (gene STK4). Gene Ontology annotation, molecular function: protein serine/threonine kinase activity; ATP binding. Gene Ontology annotation, biological process: protein tetramerization; regulation of MAPK cascade; protein phosphorylation. Gene Ontology annotation, cellular component: cytoplasm. The record is from RefSeq and is a predicted model, not a curated record. The annotation marks the transcript as partial. The transcript is spliced from 10 exons. Lineage: Eukaryota; Metazoa; Chordata; Aves; Trogoniformes; Trogonidae.
GCAGCUGAAGAAGUUAGAUGAAGACAGUUUAACCAAACAACCUGAAGAAGUAUUUGAUGUAUUGGAGAAGCUUGGAGAAGGUUCCUAUGGCAGCGUGUUCAAAGCCAUUCAUAAAGAAACGGGUCAAGUUGUUGCAAUUAAACAAGUUCCUGUGGAAUCUGACUUGCAAGAGAUUAUAAAGGAAAUAUCCAUAAUGCAGCAAUGUGACAGUCCUCAUGUGGUGAAAUAUUAUGGCAGCUAUUUUAAGAACACAGACCUGUGGAUAGUCAUGGAAUACUGCGGCGCUGGAUCUGUGUCGGAUAUUAUUCGAUUACGAAAUAAAACCCUCACAGAGGAGGAGAUUGCUACGAUAGUGCAGUCAACACUGAAGGGACUAGAGUACCUGCAUUUUAUGAGGAAAAUACACAGAGACAUCAAAGCUGGAAAUAUAUUGCUAAAUACAGAGGGACAUGCUAAACUUGCAGAUUUUGGAGUGGCAGGACAACUUACAGACACCAUGGCAAAGCGGAACACAGUUAUAGGGACCCCGUUUUGGAUGGCUCCAGAAGUGAUUCAAGAAAUUGGGUAUAAUUGUGUUGCAGAUAUCUGGUCUCUGGGAAUCACUGCGAUAGAAAUGGCUGAAGGCAAACCACCAUAUGCAGAUAUUCAUCCUAUGAGGGCAAUUUUCAUGAUUCCUACCAAUCCGCCUCCAACAUUCCGGAAACCAGAGCUCUGGUCAGACAGUUUCACGGACUUUGUAAAACAGUGUCUUGUGAAGAGCCCGGAGCAGCGUGCCACAGCAACACAGCUUCUGCAGCAUCCAUUUGUUAAAAGCGCCAAAGGGGUGUCAAUCCUGCGAGACUUGAUUAACGAAGCAAUGGAUAUCAAGCUGAAACGUCAAGAGGCACAACAGCGUGAACUAGAUCAAGAUGAUGAAGAAAAUUCAGAGGAAGAUGAAACCGAUUCAGGUACCAUGGUGAGAGCAAGCGGAGAUGAAACUGGGACCAUAAGAGCUGUGAACACGAUGAGUGAUGGAGCCAACACAAUGAUAGAACAUGAUGGCACCUUGGAAUCCCAGCUGGGUACGAUGGUCAUAAACUCAGAAGAGGAAGAGGAGGAAGGCACUAUGAAAAGGAGGGAUGAAACGAUGCAGCCAGCCAAACCAUCAUUCCUUGAAUAUUUUGAGCAGAAGGAGAAGGAGAAUCAAAUCAAUAGCUUUGGGAAGAAUGUGUCUGGCCAGACGAAAAAUUCAUCUGAUUGGAAAGUACCACAGGAUGGAGACUAUGAAUUUCUAAAGACUUGGAGCGUCGAUGAGCUUCAGAAGAGGCUCUCAGCCCUGGACCCCAUGAUGGAGCAGGAGAUUGAAGAAAUCCGCCAGAAGUACCAGUCGAAGCGGCAGCCGAUCCUCGAUGCCAUUGAAGCCAAGAAGCGGCGGCAGCAGAACUUCUGA